AUGGCGAGUGUGCCCACGGAUGACUUAUCAAAAGGCCAGUAUACAGAACAGUCGAAAACUCGACCAUGUGUCCCCACAUCUGAUUGUGCGGCUAACAAUGCAGUUGACAGAAAUGUUGGCUCAUGUGUGCGGACAGAGGCAUUUGGUAUUAACUCCCAGGAUAAGACAAUGUGGUGGUUUGUGAACCUUGGCAAUAUCUACAGCAUAUACAGCGUCAGAAUACUGUUUAAAGACUACGGGCCAGAAUACGAGGCGAGACAACGAGGACGUGUUGCAGGAUUUUCCAUAUAUCUGUCUAAGCCUUCAAACAAGAGAGAUGAGUUGCUGUGUUAUAAGGAUGAACCACCAGGGCUGCCACCGUUAGACUUUAACACAACCUGUAUUGGAUACAGUCAAUACCUCAUGUUUUACAACGAGAGGUUGGGUGGAGUUACUUAUGAUGGAUACGAAAAUCCAACUUUUACUGAAUUAUGUGAAGUAAUUGUGAAAGGUUCAAAACUGUCUUCUUUAAUUUUCUUACGAUAAAUGCUGUAGCCAUGACGAUUUCCAGAUAUUUAUUUAACCAUGACAAUUACCCCGAUAUCAUGCAUAUCUAAUCGGUGUAAUAAAAGUACAAGU
This is a messenger RNA of Ostrea edulis (European flat oyster), 618 nucleotides long. RefSeq lists its product as uncharacterized. Lineage: Eukaryota; Metazoa; Mollusca; Bivalvia; Ostreida; Ostreidae. The record is from RefSeq and is a predicted model, not a curated record. The transcript is spliced from 3 exons. The coding region runs from base 1 to 525 and encodes 174 amino acids.